AUGGUGACAGCAAUGCGUAUUCUGGCACCACCUCGGCGCAUGUAUCUUCCUCUGGUAAUAUUAUUAAAUUUUUUAAUAACGCAAGGAGGUCAGCAGCAUGGAAGGAAAAUAUCGCCGGUUAGCAAGUUGCAAGUCAUUGAACAUAUCGUCUCACCAAAAUAUGAAGCACUGUCUCCCGAUCCCGUAAUUGAUCAUCUUGCAUCUUUCGAUAGUUUUUCCGAUUUGGAUCCGGAAUCUCGGAAGCAAUCAUCUGCUGAGGAACAUCGAAAUCAAGUGUUGCUACCAGAAUUAUUAGGUUCGUGUAGCACAUAUGAAUAA
This is a messenger RNA of Cercopithifilaria johnstoni, 318 nucleotides long. The record is from the annotation of a GenBank genome assembly. NCBI's taxonomy places the organism in Eukaryota, Metazoa, Nematoda, Chromadorea, Rhabditida, Onchocercidae.